AUGGAAGCAACAGAAGGAUUGCGAAAGCAAGUGGAAGAACAGGGAAAUGUCGUGCGUGAACUGAAGACAAAUAAAGCCCCCAAAGAGGAGAUUUCUGCCGCGUUGAACAAGCUCUUCUCUCUUAAGACGGAGCUGAAGGAAGCGCAGCAGCUUGAGAUGGGAAAUUUGCUGGAAGAGAUCACCAAGCUGAAGAAUGAGAAUGGUGACGAAAACUUGAUUAAGGAGAAGGAGGCUCGCGUCGAGCAGCUCCAGAAGUUCCUUGAGCCUCAGGAAAAGGAAAAGAAGCAAAAGGAUAAGAAGGAGGCUGGACCCUCUAAGAAGGAUCUCCGAAAGCUGAAGAGAGCUGAGGAGCAGAGCCGCUCGGAGUCUGCCAUUGUGCCUGCCAACGAUAUGUUUGGAGACUAUCCUCUGUGCCAGUCUGCUGAGCGCACCGAGAGAAAGUGGACUCCUCUGGAGGAGAUUGAGAACCACAUCGGCGAAGAAGUUCUGAUUCGCGGCCGCGCCUUCAACGUCAACCACAAGGGCAAGUGCUGCUUCAUCAUUCUCCGCCAGCACGUGGACUCGGUGCAGUGCUGCCUGUUCCAGGGCGGCGCGAUCUCGAAGGCGAUGGUGAACUACGCGGGCAAAAUCCCCAAGGAGAGCAUUAUCGAUAUCUACGGAAUCGUCCAGAAGGUGGAGACGCCCAUCGAGUCCGCCACGUUCAAGAACGUGGAGAUCUCGGUGCAGAAAGUGUUCGUCGUGUCCCGUGUGAAGGUCGAGCUGCCCUUCCAGCUGGACUCUGCGAUGCGCACCGACGCGGAGAUCGCCGCCAACGAAGCGCUGGACGAGAAGGACCGCAAGUUCAUCACGGUGAAUCCCGAUACCCGUCUGGACUACCGCUGGAUCGACCUGCGAACGCCGUGCAACCAAGCGAUCGUCCGUCUGAGCAGCGCGGUGUGUCUGCUCUUCCGCGAGUACCUGCUGCAGAACGACUUCGUGGAGAUCCACACGCCCAAGAUCAAUCCCGGAACGUCGGAGGGCGGGUCGAACGUGUUCAAGCUGGACUAUUUCGGGUCGCAGGCGUGUCUGGCGCAGUCGCCGCAGCUGUACAAGCAGAUGACGACGGCGUGCGCGGAUUUCGAGCGCGUGUUCGAGAUCGGCCCCGUGUUCCGAGCGGAGAACUCCAACACCCACCGCCAUCUGACGGAGUUCGUGGGCCUGGACAUGGAGAUGACGAUCAAAGAGCAUUACUACGAGGCCGUGAACAUGAUUGCCAACAUGUUCGUGUACAUCUUCGAUGGCCUCAAUGCUCGCUUCGCCAAGGAGCUCAACGCUGUGCAGCAGCAGCAUCCCUUCACCCCGCUCGUCUACCCCAAGCAGACGCUCAUUCUCUCCUACUCUGAAGGCAUGCAGCUGCUGAUCGACAACGGAUUCGAUGUGGAUCCGAUGGGCGAUCUCAGCACGCCGAUGGAGAAGCAGCUCGGCCGUCUGGUCAAGGAGAAGUACAACACCGACUUCUACAUCCUCGACAAGUUCCCGCUCUCCAUCCGUCCCUUCUACACGAUGCCCGACCCCCACAAUCCCAAGCUCUCCAACUCCUACGAUAUCUUCAUUCGCGGAGAGGAAAUCGUGUCCGGUGCUCAGCGAAUCCACGAUCCCGAGCUCCUCGCCGAGCGAGCCAAGGCCUGCGGCAUUUCCAUCGAGUCGCUGCACGCCUAUCUCCAGUCCUUCUCGCACGGAGCCUACCCGCACGCGGGCUGCGGAAUCGGUCUGGAGCGUGUGGUGAUGCUCUUCCUGGGACUGCCCAACAUUCGCUACACCUCCAUGUUCCCUCGUGAUCCGAAGAGAUGCAAUCCUUUGAGUGUUUGUUAUCGAAAACAUGAGUAUUCCUCUGCAAAAAAGUCGUCUGCUUGCACCAGCUUGUCCACUUCCUCGCCUUCGCCAUCGGAGCCAUUUGGAUCCGCUUUCUCUGAGUCGGAAGAGCGCGCUUCUCGAGCUGCAGCCGUCUCGCGCAUUCGGUUCAGCAUCUCCAGCAUUUUGGGGAGAAUCGACUUGCGGUAUUUGACGUCGUUAGACACUGGUCUUAAAAAAAAAACAGCAAAAUGUACGAUGCUCCUGGCGAAGCUUGUCUUCUUCCUCUUUUGCUACUUUUGUAUACUCCAUGAUGUUCUUUUGACUAGAAUCAAAGCCUAG
Blastocystis hominis is the source of this 2172-nucleotide messenger RNA. RefSeq lists its product as hypothetical. Gene Ontology annotation, molecular function: RNA binding; ATP binding; aspartate-tRNA ligase activity. Gene Ontology annotation, cellular component: aminoacyl-tRNA synthetase multienzyme complex; cytoplasm; cytosol. NCBI's taxonomy places the organism in Eukaryota, Bigyra, Opalinata, Blastocystidae. Gene Ontology annotation, biological process: aspartyl-tRNA aminoacylation. The record is from RefSeq and is a predicted model, not a curated record. Bases 1 to 2172 code for a protein of 723 amino acids. The transcript has 6 exons.